AUGCGCGUUUCCAUCUCCACCACAGUUUUCCUGUCGGAGGUAGCUUUAACAGUGUGCUCUUUGGGCGAUUUGUUCUACCCAUUUGGUAACGGUAGUGGCGAUAUCACCACUCCGGUCAGCGAUGAUGGAAGCUCCCCAAGCAUAUCUAUCUCAACAUCGUUCCCAUUCUUUGAAAGAUUCUACGACUCCUUGUAUGUCAACAACAACGGUGUCAUCUCCUUUGUCGUGCCCGUGAGCCAGUACACACCUACCACAUUCCCACUACCGGAUGGGCGCGCCUUCAUUGCCCCGUUCUGGGCAGAUGUAGACAAUACCCUGCGAGGUAACAUCUACUAUCGCGAGAGUACCGAGGAAGCGUUACUGCAACGGGCCACGGCGGACGUCCGCAAGUACUCACCCGGACUCGAAUUUCAAGCCCGCUGGGUGUUUGUGGCUACUUGGGAUAACGUUACUUAUUAUGGCUCCCGGUCCUCCAAGGUGAACAGUUUCCAGGCGGUCCUGAUUACCGAUGGGUUACAAUCAUUUAUCAUCUUUAACUACGGGAAUAUUGAAUGGACUACCGGAACAGCGAGUGGUGGCAACUUGUUGACCGGACUUGGCGGGACCCCAGCACAGGCCGGCUUCAACAGCGGGGACUCCUUGAGCUUUUUCACAAUUCCUGGGUCCCGGACGUCAGAGAUCAUCGAUAUCGAGACAACCAGCAACGUGGACGAACCUGGUCGGUGGGUCUUCAGGACGGAUACAUUCGAAGCACUCAGGGGUUGUAUAUAUAAUGGAAAGUACAUUCGGGAAAAUCAGACGGUGUGGAUCAAUGGAAGCUGCCAAACCAAAUGUAAUUGUUCCUCGGAGGGGUCGCUAACGUGUGUUUCUGAACCGUGCGGCGCGGUCGAAAUCUGCGUCCCUGCUCCACCGUUCCACGCCUGUCGCCCAGUCUCGAUGAAGACCUGCAACGUUUACGGAGACCCCCACUACUACACCUUCGACCAGAGGGUCAUCCACUUCCAGGGGACGUGCACCUAUGUCCUGUCCGAGCUGUGUGAUGAUCUGUCCAACCUGACCUACUACAGGGUGGAGGGAGAGAACGAGAACCGCGGGAGCGAGGCCGUAUCGUGGGUGAGACUCGUCCGUCUCCUGGUCUACGGAACUGAAGUUAUCAUGCUCAAGGGGACGACCGACUACGUCCUGGUGAACGGGACCCGCAGUUCCGUCCCGGUCUUCCUCGAGGACGGGCGACUCCAAGUCCGGACCGCCGGAUUCACUAUGAGGGCGACCGCGGACUUCGGACUGACUGUUACCUACGAUGGCUCCCACCGCGCAUCGAUCACCCUGCCCGGAUCCUACCACGGAGCCGUCUGUGGGAUGUGCGGGAACAUGAACGGGGACCCCUCCGACGACAUGCGCACCCGCAGCGGGAACCUUACGACCUCGCUGGGGAUAUUCGGGGCCAGUUGGAGGGCGGACGGCGGUAGCGGAGGGGACGUAUGCCGGGACUCCUGCACCGGCAGGUGCGGAGUCUGCCCCGAGGCGGAGCGCUACUCCUUGCCGUCCUCCUGCGGUCUCCUCAGAGCCCGGGCCGGCCCCUUCCGACUCUGCCAUGCCGCUAUCAACCCUCAGGAUUUCGAGCAGAGCUGCGUCUAUGACCUAUGCGCCACCGGCGGCCUGGAGGCCUCCCUCUGCCAGGCUCUCUCCAGCUAUGCCGAGGCUUGCCGCUCAGUCGGGAUGAGGCCAGAGCCCUGGAGGACCGAGACAUUCUGCGGCAUCCGGUGUCCAGCCAACAGUCACUAUGAGGCGUGUGGGAAUGAGUGCGGCCUGGAUUGUGUCUUCAGUUCCCCCUCUUUACACUGCAACGAGUCGUGCUCGGAAGGGUGUUUCUGUGAUCGCGGCUACAUCCGCGACGGGAGCGAAUGCGUCCUCCCGGAUCGCUGCGGCUGUUUGCAUCACGGUGUCUACAUGAAGUUGGGAGAGCGAAGCGUGUCUCCAGAGUGUGCGGAGGUGUGCCAGUGCUCGCAGGGAAGAAGGGUCCAGUGCGUCCCCUUGGGCUGCGGGGCCGGGGAGGUGUGCACCAUCCGCGGGGGCAGGAGGGGCUGCUUCACCGCCCAGGCCCUCUGCACUGUCACAGGCGGAGGGACCCACCUCCUCACCUUCGACGGCCGACCGGCCCGCCUCCGGGGUUACUGCACACACACGCUGGCCGAGGUCUGCUACAAUUCCUCCGCCCCCUGGUUUCGAGUGACGGCGGAGAAGUGGCAGGAGGGCGAGAUGGCAGAGGGUGUCACCCGUGUCAGGUUCCAGCUGGUGGGCGCCGACUUUGUACUUGAGAGGGGAAGGCCGCCGACGAUGAACGGGGCACUCAUCUCUCUCCCCUUCACCAGUCCCUCCCUCGCCCGCGUAUCCAGUGUGGGUGGUGAUGUCAUAGCAGUCACAGCGUCCCAGCUGGAAGUGCGUUUCGACGGGGAGGGGACCAUCUUUUUGAGGGUGGGGCCGUCCUACGCCGGCCUCCUGCGUGGGAUGUGUGGCAACUGGAAUGACGAUCCUUCUGAUGACGAUCUGGAGCUUUCCAGAAAUGGCAGCGAGCUCAGCUAUCUCUGGGAAAUCACCAACAGCUCUCAGAGAUGUGAAGAUAACUCCAACGUGACCGAACCUCGGUGCCCCCAGUCUCCCUCUUUUGAGUCCCUGUGCUCCAUCAUCCUCGACAUCGCCGGACCCUUCGCUGCCUGUCACCGUCGUCUGGACCCUGAGAACUUUUACAAGUCCUGUGUGUACGACCUGUGCCUCCAUGGCACGAAUGGUACACGGCUUUGCAGAGCCAUCACCACUUACGAGAAAGGAUGCAUCCUCGAGGGGGUGCAUAUUCCCGCCUGGCGCAAUCCCAGAAUUUGCCGUAAGAACUAUUUCUGUUCAUUCCUAUGUUCCAGAAAGUCUCCCGCCACAUGA
Messenger RNA from Mobula hypostoma (lesser devil ray), 2934 nucleotides. Its product is annotated as alpha-tectorin-like. The record is from RefSeq and is a predicted model, not a curated record. NCBI's taxonomy places the organism in Eukaryota, Metazoa, Chordata, Chondrichthyes, Myliobatiformes, Myliobatidae. Gene Ontology annotation, biological process: cell-matrix adhesion. The transcript has 11 exons. The coding region runs from base 1 to 2934 and encodes 977 amino acids. Gene Ontology annotation, molecular function: protein binding.